Branchiostoma belcheri (Belcher's lancelet) is the source of this 4716-nucleotide messenger RNA. RefSeq names its product cubilin-like. The coding region runs from base 1 to 4350 and encodes 1449 amino acids. The record is from RefSeq and is a predicted model, not a curated record. NCBI's taxonomy places the organism in Eukaryota, Metazoa, Chordata, Leptocardii, Amphioxiformes, Branchiostomatidae. Gene Ontology annotation, cellular component: membrane. The transcript is spliced from 26 exons. Gene Ontology annotation, biological process: proteolysis. Gene Ontology annotation, molecular function: protein binding; serine-type endopeptidase activity.
AUGGAUAAAGCGGACUGGAGGAAUCGAGAGGGCUUGGGACCGGGAACCCCUGACCUGAUAAUGAGCGGAUGUAGGCCUCUAGUGCUCCGUAACACCGUCCGCAGCGGCUGCAGUCGUCCCUUCAAAUGUGGAGACCAGUGCCGCUAUACCUGUGUCCCCGGAUGUGUGAGGCAGCGUGGAGCCACUGUCAGGACGUGUAGACACGGCCGUUACUGGAUCGGCGGGAAAGGACUGAAGUGUUCAUGCAGACCCUGUAGUGGUCCACCCGUGGUCAGGAAUGCCGAGGUUAUUUGGGGCAGCGGCUGCUCGGCACCGUUCACAGCUGGGACAACCUGCAGCUACCAAUGUGACCACGGGUACCGCAAAGUGGGAGGGGCGGAAACAAAGAUGUGUGUCGACGGUGGAUGGAGAGGUUCCAGCCUGGACUGUGACGCCGUCCAAUGCCCGACUCUGACGGCCCCAGCGUUUGGAUCACUGACCCCCUCAGGACCACACUCUUACCCUAACCUGGUCACGUUCACCUGUGAGACGGGAUACGUACUGACCGGCGCUGCUACUACAACCUGCCAAGCGAACGGAACUUGGAGCAACCCUGUUCCAACAUGCACAUUUCCUACAACUCGGGCAACCAUGGUCACGACACCACUAAACGUGAGCUCGUGUGAGAAUCUGACUGUUUUCAACAGUGAUUCAGGCAGCUUUGCCUCCCCGGGCUGGCCAGGGAAUUAUCCUCUCUCUACCAACUGUACCUGGCAGAUCAAUGUUAGUCCGGGAAACAUGGUGCUUAUACGAUUUGACCAAUUUUCCUUGGAGCAUGGCGGUAUGACGUGUAUAUGGGACAGACUGCGAAUUCUUGAUGGACCAAACAUCUCCUCUCCGGUGAUCGCAACUCUCUGUGGUUCGUCAGUUGGUCCCGUCAUCACAACAGGAAGUUCUGCCUUCGUGGUCUUCCACAGCGACGAGUCGGUGACUGAUUCGGGAUUUUUCGCCAACUUUACUGCGCACACUGGCCCACUUCCUACUACUACUCCGGCGUAUGUGACAAAAACAACAUUUGGAGUUGGGACUACGCCACCGGGUGUGUUCUGUGGCAACCCUACUGUACUGAAUGCAAACUUUGGCAGCUUUACGUCACCGGGCUACCCAGGGAACUACCCAAACAACGCUUAUUGUUCUUGGCAGAUAUUUGUCAAUAUUAGUGAAGUUAUCGCCUUCCGGUUUAGCGAGUUUCAUCUUGAGGGCGAAAGUGGCUGUCCCUGGGACUACCUAGCCAUAUACGACGGCUCCGAUACAAGAGCUCCACUUCUGGCCAGGCUAUGUGGUACCUCCGGUACAACAACCUUCACAACAGGGAGGAACGCCUUCGUGGUCUUUAUAAGCGACAGUUCCGUGUCACACACUGGGUUUUCUGUCAAUUUCACUGCUGAAAGCAGACCUGCAACAACACAAGCCAGUCCCUCUGGAAAUGUGACCUGUGGCAACCCUACUGUACUGAAUGCAAACUUUGGCAGCUUCACGUCCCCGGGCUACCCAGGAAACUACCCAAACAACGCUAACUGUUCCUGGCAGAUAUCUGUCAAUGCUGGUGAAGUUAUCGCCUUCCGGUUUAGCCAAUUCGACCUUCAGGACGGAUUUUUUGGAUUUCUAUGUAUCUCGGACUACCUAGCCAUAUACGACGGCUCCGAUACAACAGCACCGCUUCUGGCCAGGCUAUGUGGUACCUCCGGUACAACAACCUUCACAACAGGGAGGAACGCCUUCGUGGUCUUUAGAAGUGACGAGGUCGAGGCACGCACCGGGUUUUCCGUCAACUUCACUGCUGAAAGCAGACCUGCAACAACACCAGCAACAACACAAGCCAGUCCCUCUGGAAAUGUGACUACGCCACCGGGUGUGUUCUGUGGCAACCCUACUGUACUGAAUGCAACCAUUGGCAGCUUCACGUCACCGGGCUACCCAGGAAACUAUCCAAACAACGCUAACUGUUCCUGGCAGAUAUCUGUCAAUACUGCAACAACACCAGCAACAACACAAGCCAGUCCCUCUGGAAAUGUGACUACGCCACCGGGUGUGUUCUGUGGCAACCCUACUGUACUGAAUGCAACCAUUGGCAGCUUCACGUCACCGGGCUACCCAGGAAACUAUCCAAACAACGCUAACUGUUCCUGGCAGAUAUCUGUCAAUACUGGUGAAGUUAUCGCCUUCCGGUUUAGUCAGUUUAGCCUUGAGGGUGGAAGUAGCUGUCCCUGGGACUACCUAGCUAUAUACGACGGCUCCGAUUCAACAGCUCCGCUUCUGGCCAGGCUAUGUGGUACCUCCGGUACAACAACCUUCACAACAGGGAGGAACGCCUUCGUGGUCUUUAGAAGCGACUCGAUCGUGUCACGCACUGGGUUUUCUGUCAAUUUCACUGCUGAAAGCAGACCUGACCAAUUAGCGGACAACUGGAGAUGUGACUUUGAUGAAGAUCAGUGUGACUCCAGUAUUACUGCGGGGAGUUUCCAAUGGAUUCGGUACACCGGCAGUACCCCAUCUGUCUUCACAGGACCAUCAGCAGACCAUACAAAUGGAUCCGGGUUUUAUAUGUACACGGAAGCUAGUAGUGGUUUUACUGGUGCGACGGCAAGUCUGGCGUUACCCAUCUUUCGCUCUGAUGGUCAGUACUGCCUGCGGUGGUUCUAUCACAUGUAUGGAUUGAGCAUGGGAACACUGAACGUCUAUCUCUCACAACCUGGUCAAUCUGACAUGUUAGUGUGGACAAGGUCUGGAAGCCAAGGAAAUGUGUGGUGGCCUGCUGUGACUUAUAUUUCCACCAGUGCUGUUUUAUUUCAGAUUCGGUUCGAAGGUGUAAGAGGAGCUGGCUUCGGCAGUGACAUGGCAAUCGAUGACAUUGCUAUAACAUCUGGUCUCUGUGCCAACUGUUCUGAAGACCAGUUUGCCUGCUGGGACGGAAGCUGUAUUUCCGGCAGCCUAAUGUGUGAUGGUAAUUCCGACUGCCCCUAUGGAAGCGAUGAAGUCUUUUGUAACCAAACGCUAAGUAAAUUUAAGAUAAUCAACGGUGCAUUUCAUUUUACAGCCACGCCUUCUGCUGCCAAAUGUGGAAACAUGUCCGUACUAACGGGAUCCUCUGGUAAUUUGACGUCCCCUGGUUACCCCGGCAACUACCCUAACAACGCCGCCGCUUGUUGGCUGAUAACUGUGAGCUCUGACAUGAUCGUCGUCAUCAGAUUCCCAGCGUUUAACGUCGAAAAUGCGCACAACUGUGUGUAUGACUCCCUGGUUGUUCAUGAUGGUUUAAACGAUACGGCUCCCGUACUUGAAACCCUUUGUGGCCCAUCAGCUAGACCAGUCUUCACCACUGGAAACAGCGCCUUUCUGGUCUUCACCAGUGAUGGUUCCGUGACAGAGGCCGGAUUUUUAGCUACCUUUACUGCUGAGGAUCCCCCACGAACAUGCUCUCCUGAAGAGUUCACAUGUUGGAAUGGGGACUGUGUCAACAUGUCUCUUACCUGUGACGGCAUCAGAGGCUGUUCUGAUGGAAGUGAUGAAAUUAUUUGUGCAAACGUUAACGGUGGUGCGAAGUGCGGUGUUCCGGCUAUACAGCCGACCUUCCCCGUAGCCCGUAUCGUCGGUGGUAACGCUGCCCGCCCGGGAAGCUGGCCCUGGCAGGUCUACUUGCUACAUUACAACUCCUUCCAUUGCGGUGGAAGUCUCAUCCACCCCCUCUGGGUCCUAACCGCUGCACAUUGUGUGGAAGAUAAUCUGUCACCCAGCGGGUACGACGUCAUCCUUGGCAAGUACAACAAACCCGAAUUUAUCACCGACCCAACAGAACAACGAAUACCUGUCUCCAAGGUUAUUAUCCACAGUGGAUACAGCACUAACCCGACAAAUAAGGACCUGGCCUUACUGAAGUUGGCCCGACCGGUGACACUGAACCAGUACGUCUGGCCCGUCUGUCUUGUCUCGGGCCCAGGAGCCGAUCCUCCCGAGGGAACCAUCUGUGUCAUUACGGGAUGGGGAAAUACCCAAGGUACGGGAAACGAGGACGUUCUGAAACAAGCCCGCGUCCCAUUGGUCAGCAAUGAUAAAUGUAACAAGGCCCCUUCGUUAAGCUUAGCUGGCCAAAUCACUGAGUAUAUGAUGUGCGCUGGUUUCUACGACACUGGCGGCCAUGAUACCUGCCAGGGUGACUCUGGCGGCCCGCUUGUCUGUCCGACGGCAGGACGGUGGACCCUUCACGGUGUGACCAGCUGGGGGGACGGGUGCGCUCGACCCCAGUCCCCUGGAGUGUACGCACGGGUCAGCUCCAUGCUGGACUGGGUUCACAAGACAAUGGACAACAAUUAAAGCAAAGACAUUCACCUACCCGGUCUGUUAUUCCUCAGUAGAUUCACAUAUGACCUUUAUACUUGUCAUAUUCAGCAAAGCAUAUUAGCAAAAGAGUGCAUCUUGUCAAAUAUUUCGUGCUGUAUUCAGUAUGUUUAUUGCGUAGCCAUUAUGUAACAUCAUAUAUAUCCAAGAGGCGUGAGAGCCUAAAAUCUUUGCCUUCCGUUUCUAUAUAUGAGUAUGAAUUAAUGUAACAAUGUAACCACAGCUAAUUAAUUAGCCUAUGAUGGUCGAUUUUCGAAGGUAUCCUUAGCAUUACAUAUAGAUCGCAUUAUAUAUUGUAUGCAUUUACUGCACACGAGUUUAAAUCGAAUAGAUAAGAAUUAA